GUCGUCAGAAUCUUCUUUAUCUGGCCUAUCCGCUCAAGCUCUCUCUCUUCCUCGGGCUGUCUGCGAAGGAGGCAGACGCACCGAACCGGCACCAUGGUGGCUCUAAGACCUCUCAGAAAGCCCAAGAUUGUCAAGAAGCGGACGAAGAAGUUCAUCCGCCACCAGUCAGACCGUUAUGUCAAGAUUAAGCCAAACUGGCGCAAACCCAGAGGUAUCGACAACAGAGCCCGCAGGAGGUUCAAGGGUCAGGUCCUGAUGCCCAACAUUGGUUACGGUAGCAACAAGAAAACCAAACACAUGCUGCCCACCGGGUUCAAGAAGUUCCUUGUACACAAUAUAAAGGAACUGGAAGUUCUAAUGAUGAGCAACAAGUCAUUCUGUGCUGAAAUCGCUCACAACGUCUCCUCUAAGAACCGCAAGACCAUUGUAGAAAGAGCAGCACAGCUCGCCAUCAAGGUGACAAACCCCAACGCCAGACUGCGCAGCGAGGAGAACGAAUAAACGUCUGUAACCUUUGUUAAAUAAAAUGAAAAGUGAAU
This is a messenger RNA of Nanorana parkeri, 539 nucleotides long. RefSeq names its product 60S ribosomal protein L32. Gene Ontology annotation, cellular component: cytosolic large ribosomal subunit; ribosome. The record is from RefSeq and is a predicted model, not a curated record. NCBI's taxonomy places the organism in Eukaryota, Metazoa, Chordata, Amphibia, Anura, Dicroglossidae. The coding region runs from base 94 to 501 and encodes 135 amino acids. The transcript has 4 exons. Gene Ontology annotation, biological process: translation. Gene Ontology annotation, molecular function: structural constituent of ribosome.